AUGUUGUUCUCAUACUCAGCCUGGUUUCGUAAGGGCCCCGGCCCUGGAACUGUCAUCACCCUUGACCAACCCGUCCCUUCUAGGUGGAAGAUUCUUGAGAAGCUGAACGAGCAUGACUAUCAGGUUAACGAGGAGGAAAACGAUGAGUAUGGCUUCCGUUCUUUCGCCUCGGCUAAAUAUAUAUGCUGCGAUCCCAGAUCCCAGACCAAGAAAGCAUUUAUACGUAUCUACAUUCAAGGCUGGAGUAACACACCAAAACUUCUCGGAUAUAAGACCGAUAAAAAGGAUCGCUCGGGGCUAGUUCCGGGUGGGUUCAUUAUCUGGCUUGUGUGGGAGAUCGUCCCAGGGUUGCGCCUCGGAGACGGCAAUGGCGCUGACCCAUUUUGGGCUCUUGAAAGCUACGAAAGGGAGCAGGUUCGCUUGGCUUUUCUUGAGGCUUUAUCUAAGCUGCAUAAGAACUGGUGGUUCCCCCGUGUGGGCGGGGCAAGCAGCCUAGUUUGGCACCAGGAGACGCAAACACUCUACUUCAUCGCACCCUUUGACAAGGCCGGCAAGCCCGAACGCCCGAUUAUGUCCGGUGCCAACUGGAUUGCGCAUUUCGAUCUCGCCAACCUCUACGGAUGA
This is a messenger RNA of Penicillium verrucosum, 624 nucleotides long. RefSeq lists its product as uncharacterized. Lineage: Eukaryota; Fungi; Ascomycota; Eurotiomycetes; Eurotiales; Aspergillaceae. Bases 1 to 624 code for a protein of 207 amino acids. The transcript has 4 exons. The record is from RefSeq and is a predicted model, not a curated record.